AUGGCAGACUCGUAUACACCGCCUGCAGAGAUUGCUGCUUUGGUAGCAAAUGUGAACAAGGCUGCGGCUGGGUUCGAAGCUGCUGUUGGAGGUGAUCUCCACGUUGCUCGCCGCAAUCUGCAGUUGGAAGCUCAAAAGCUUUUGUAUUCUCUGGAAGAGCCAAAUAUUGAAGUUUGGCCUCGUAUUUUUCAGGUCAAUGUCAGUACCGCAGUUGAGAUACUUUCCAAUCUUGGACUAUGGGAGAAAUUCGAGGGAGGAAAGACCGUCUCAAUGGCCGAGCUAUUGGAGCUCACCAAAGCAGACGAGAUCAUAAUCAUCCGUGUCUUCCGUCAGUUGACAGCCGCGCACAUAUUCGUUGAAUCGCCAGCUGGUUUCACUCUCACCCCUCUCGGAUUACCGUACCUCAACCCCGACCACCGCGCCUUCAACAACUUGAUGUUCUUCGACAUCAUCCCCGCAAUCAUGGCCAUGCCACGAACGCUAGCAGAACACGGAUACAAAGCCCCCACAAAAGAGAGCGGGACCCCGUAUAAAUGGGCACACGGCGAGGAACUCUGGACGUGGCUUGGCUCCCACCCUGAUCGAGCACUCAACAUGGUUGCAGGAAUGCGAUCCCACAACGCUGGAAAUGUAUCCGGAGACGCUUACCCAUGGGGUACUGAGCUCGGCAAGCUGAAUAUAAAAGAUGGCGAGGUUGCCGUUGUGGAUAUUGCUGGCGGACAAGGCCACAUUAUGGAAGAAGUCCGGAAACGAAACCCAGAGAUCAAGGGAAAGUUUAUCGUCCAGGAUUUACAGUCGACUUUCGAUGCUGUUUCUGGCCCGCCUGAAGGAGUGGAGUUUAUGGCGCAUGAUAUCUUCACUCCCCAGCCGGUCAAGGAUGCGUAUAUCUACUACUAUCGCCAUAUCUUCCAUGAUUGGAGUGAUGCCGAUUGUACGACAUUCUUGGGACAGGUAGUGCCUUUACUGAAGGCUCAGCCGAAGAGUAAGCUACUCUUGGUGGAUCUUGUGCUGCCAGAUACGAAUGCUACGAUGCAAGAUGCGGUCAGAGAUCUUUCCAUGUUUCCAAUUGGAGGACUGGAGAGGAAUGAAAGCCAGUGGACAGAACUACUGGCUAAGAGUGGGCUUAAGAUUAAGAAGAUAUGGAGAGGAAGUGAGCCUGAGGCAUGUGUUGAGUGCGAACUGUUGUAG
Messenger RNA from Mollisia scopiformis, 1188 nucleotides. RefSeq names its product S-adenosyl-L-methionine-dependent methyltransferase. Gene Ontology annotation, molecular function: O-methyltransferase activity. NCBI's taxonomy places the organism in Eukaryota, Fungi, Ascomycota, Leotiomycetes, Helotiales, Mollisiaceae. The transcript is spliced from 3 exons. The record is from RefSeq and is a predicted model, not a curated record. The coding region runs from base 1 to 1188 and encodes 395 amino acids.